GUUUAAAAAUGCUUUCCUGGGAACAGCGAAGGAGGAAUCUCAAUGCCGCUCUCCUCCUGUCACUCUGCCGGUGUACAAAAUGUUUGAUCCGAGAUAUUUAAGGAGCUUUACAACUAACGUGUCAUAUAGCGCCUCCUAUCCAGCUAAAGCAAAAUCCUAAAUACAACAAGAACAUAAUAUAUGUAGCGUCUCAUUUUCCAAUAAACCUGCACCAAGGACUGUUAUCACCCUGUCAGCCUCUUCAUUUAACAACUUCUAUCACUGCGUGUCCCCGAGCAUAGUUCUCUUUUGCUUUCUGUGUUUCUCUCACCUCUCUUUCCAAAAUCUCACUAUUAGUCAGUCUCUUCCGUCUGCCUUUUUUUCUAUUUUUUUCUGGAAAUCUCUUGUGUCAGUCUUUGUGGCAGGACUAAAUAGGUUAUGAGGUCACAUAUCCCAUCUCUUCCAUUGAUAAUGUCAUCAACCGUAAUCUGUCUUCAGAAUACUGAGUAUUUUCAAUUUAUUUUUAUCUUCUUUCUCUAAGCACCUAUUUUUUCCUUCCUCCUCCUGUAAUUGACUCCCUCCCUUUUCUUUCUCCUCCUCUCUUUUCCCUCUUCUGUUUCCCAUUCUUUUUUCUUCUGUUUCUUUUCUCCGCUCUGCUCUCCACCUUUGUCUAUCCCCCUCUCCUCAGCUAUUAUUACCUCUCCUCUGUUCCUUUUUCCCCUCUGAGUUUCUUUCACUCUCUCCCCUAUACAUAUUCCACAUUUAGUAAUAGAAAGACACCCCCCCAUCCAUAGACUCUUUUCUUUCCCGUUUCCCUGGUAACCACUGGAGUGCAGUCUCCAGUUGGCAAGCAGCGUCCCUGCACUCUCUGCACCCUGUGACUGUCUGAGAGAGUGCAGCAUGGAGCCCCAGGCGCUGUCCGAGGAAGGGGAGUCGGAUGCCUAUGACCCACCAAGCCCUAGCGAGGGAGAACAUACUGAAGGAGAAUAUGUUCCCAUUGAAGAUUCAAGUAAUCCCCCUGAAGACCAAUCUCCGGCUGAGUGUGUCACUUCUAAACCUGAGGCACUGCCAGCUGUGUACCCCAUGCCUGCAGACUCUUGGAAAACAUUGAUUGAACACAUAGAAUUCAACCCAAUAACAUCAUACACACAUUUGGAUCAACCAUACCACAAAUAUGGAUGUUGGACUCAUAGAAAAGAAUACAAAGAGCUCCUAUACCAGGAGUAUAGGGAUAAAGCUAACCAACAUGAGAUUCAAGCUCGAAGACUGCAGGAUAACUAUGUGCAGACUCCAGAGAUUCAGGACAGCUCCCAAGCCCCUGAAGAGGGGUCACCCCCACCCAUUGAGCGCCGGAGGACUGACUCUACUUUCAGUCGUCUCUCAAGUUCAGUUUCUGGAUUCAAUUUAUGGCAGGAUUUACCAGAAAUCAAGAGCAGCAGUGUGCUGAGUCUCCUGCAACCUGGAGAAAUUAAAUUACAGGAGGCCAUGUUUGAGCUGGUGACUUCAGAGGCCUCUUACUACAAGAGCCUACGCCUGCUGGUGUCUCACUUCAUGGAGAGCGAAAGACUGAGAUCUACAUUAAACCCGUCUGAGAUACACUUCAUCUUCUCCAAUGUCAUAGAGGUGUUGGCCACCAGUGAAAGGUUUCUCCUAGAUCUGGAGCAGAGGUUUGAGGAGAACAUAGUGAUUUCUGACGUCUGUGAUAUAGUCUACCAGCAUGCUGCCAAUCACUUUGGGGUUUACGUUACCUAUGUCUGCAACCAGACCUACCAAGAAAGAAUGUACAGGAAGCUCCUUCAGGAGCGGACAGACUUCCGUGAUGCAUUGGGGCAAUUAGAGCUGGAUCCAGUUUGCAGAGGGCUUCCUUUCUCCUCGUUUCUCAUCCUGCCUUUCCAGAGGAUCACUCGGCUCAAACUGCUGGUGCAGAACAUUCUGACCAAGGUGGAAGAAGGAUCAGAGCGAGAAGCCUCAGCUUUGCAAGCACAUCAGGAGCUGGAGAAGCUGGUACGGGCAUGUAAUGACGGGGUGAGAAAAAUGAGCCGCACAGAGCAACUUAUCAGCAUAGAGAAGACACUUGAAUUCAAGAUCAAGUCAGUACCAAUCAUCUCUCACUCUCGCUGGUUAUUAAAGCAAGGUGAGCUGCAACAGAUGUCUGGGCCUCGCACCUCCCGCACCCUGCGCACUAAGAAACUCUUCCGCUCGGUGUAUCUCUUCCUCUUUAAUGACCUGCUACUGCUGUGCAAGCGCCUCGCAGGAGAUCGAUAUCAAGUGUUUGACUCAGCUGCACGUGGUCUGCUGCGUGUGGAGGAAUUGGAGGACCAAGGGCAGACUUUAGCAAAUGUAUUUAUACUGAAGCUUUUGGAGAACGCGCAUGAGAGAGAGUUCACAUACAUGUUGAAGGCCACAUCCCAGAGUGAAAUGAAACGCUGGAUGACAUCUUUAGUCCCAAACAGAAGAACGAAGUUCUUUUCAAUAACAUCUAAGCUUCUGGACUGCCCUCAGGUGCAGUGCGUCCAUCCGCACAUCGCUCAGGAGCCUGAUGAGCUGACACUGGACCUGGCUGAUAUUCUCAAUGUGCUGGAUAAAACUGAUGAUGGUUGGAUUUUUGGAGAGCGCUUGCAUGACCAGGAGAAAGGUUGGUUCCCCAACACAGUGGCAGAGGAAAUAAUGAACAGAGACAUCAGAACACAGAACCUAAAGGAAUGUUUUCGGGUGCACAAAUGUGAUGACAGCAGCCAGAACAAGGACAGACGGAAGAUGGGAAGCCGUACGCGGCAGUGACCCUGUAAAGACUUGGGGUCCAGCAUCUACAGGGUUGGGCAUGGUAGAGGAGCAGUGUGUCUGUGACGCGAUGCAAAUAUAAUCUAUAAAUAUGUGUAUAUUAUCUAGACAGCAUAA
Spea bombifrons (plains spadefoot toad) is the source of this 2877-nucleotide messenger RNA. RefSeq names its product neuronal guanine nucleotide exchange factor (gene NGEF). The record is from RefSeq and is a predicted model, not a curated record. The coding region runs from base 880 to 2760 and encodes 626 amino acids. The transcript is spliced from 14 exons. Gene Ontology annotation, biological process: activation of GTPase activity. Gene Ontology annotation, molecular function: protein binding; guanyl-nucleotide exchange factor activity. NCBI's taxonomy places the organism in Eukaryota, Metazoa, Chordata, Amphibia, Anura, Pelobatidae.